Molecule: messenger RNA, 1287 nt
Organism: Paraglomus occultum
Lineage: Eukaryota; Fungi; Glomeromycota; Glomeromycetes; Paraglomerales; Paraglomeraceae
Source: the annotation of a GenBank genome assembly
AUGCAAUCAAGUUGUAUCCACAACAUUCUUCGUUCAAAAGCUGAAUUGAUUUCAAACUCGAAUUUUUUAAUAAAAUAUAUUUACACUUUUCGAGGAACGCCUAUACAAUUUCAUUCUAGAACGAAAUCAAUAAUACCGUCAUGCGCACGACCUACAGGCUCCCAGAUAUUCCGUCGUCGACUAACGACCAAUAAUGGAUCUCGGACCAACAACCAGUCGACAACCGACUCAAAAGAUAAGCCCAUACUUACCGAGCUCAUAUAUGGGAGAACGCGUAUAUUUACAGCACUGGCCCCCGCCUCAACUCCUCGCCAACCAGUUCAAAGACCUCGCCCCAAGCUUCUUCGUCUCCAUUACUCUGACAAUGGGAACCGCAAAAGUCUAAUUCUGGCGUUCCAGAAUUAUCCAGAGACAGUCCACGAAUGUUACGCUAAAUUUCAUAUAUGGCUUGCUGCAGAAACAUUCAUUGGAUCAUCUACAGGGGUUCUGUGUAGUCAAGCCAUGCUUUCAUCUCUUGGUUUGGGUCAAGCAGAAGCAGCGGCAGGGGCAGUCGCCAUACAGUGGGUUCUUAAGGAUGGCUUUGGAGAAAUAGGGAAACUGUUCUUUAUCAAACGGUUUGCUUACUCGUUUGAUUCGCACCCAAAGACUUGGAGAAUGUUGUCUGGUAAUAUCGGCGAUAUAGUAGCCAAAGACGACGCGCAGAUGUCUUUCGCUCAUCUGUUAGGGUAUGAAUAUUCAAACUUGUACGCGACACUGUCACUCUUGAACGCUGCUCAAUUUGAAAUUCUCAAUCAGGCUAAAUUAAGUCUGAUUGCAAAACAAUAUAUUGACACGGGUGAAGUUCCAACUAUGGAUGAAUUGAAGGAUAGGGAAAUUGGAUUCGGUGAAUGGAUUAAACCGGGAAAGAGUCCCAUUAGUGUCAAAUUGCGUUUGGGAGUGCCAGCAUCGGAAGCUUUUCGCAGGAGCGAGGAUAUACAACGGUCUCUAAGCGUCCUCACGAACGAAAAUUAUCUGUUUAAUUAUCAUCAGAAACGUAAUGUUAUUGAUAUUUUAUACCAUUCGGACGCCGAGUCAAAUGAUAUUAUCAAGUCGGUUUUGCAUGCAUUGAAAUUCUAUGAUUCCCUGGCAGCAAAAGUUCUCGCUAGCAAAGAGAAAAUAGAUGACGAACGAUUUGUUAAACUGGUACAUGAAAGUCAUGGCUGGACCAAUGAAAAUUUCGGGAAAUUUGUAGCUGAUUUGGAUGACAAGGAUUGGCAGAGUGAUGUAGUAUUCUGGAAAGACAGGUAG